Molecule: messenger RNA, 1035 nt
Organism: Schistosoma curassoni
Lineage: Eukaryota; Metazoa; Platyhelminthes; Trematoda; Strigeidida; Schistosomatidae
Source: the annotation of a GenBank genome assembly
AUGUUUGAAGUUCAAAGUAUUGUGUUGAAAUCUUCCAAACGUUACGGAAGCAAUGUAAAUACUGGUCCCGCACGUGAAUUAAAAGAACAUCUUUCAUACAGUAUAAUCAAGUUGACGCCUGAUCAUAAUGACGAGCUGAAUAGUUUGGGUAGAACCGGUAGCUCUUCCUCAUUACGUUCCAGUGAUCCUAUACGUGUUCCACCAACUACUUCAAUCCGUCCUGUAAAUCAGUCCAUGAAUCAAGAACCUACAGGAUCUGUUGUUUCAGGAUCUUAUAUAUCAUCGAAAUCCAGAUCACAAAUUGGUUCAGUUGGAAACGUUUACCAAAAUAUAAUAAAGAGUACAAGGCAAAUGGAUCCAUGCGUUUAUAUGUCAUCAAAUAUGCAAACUGUCGAAAAUGGAUCGACUGUUUUGACUAAUAACAAUAGUAGAACUGGUAGCAUUUCAGGUUAUCAGCCAUCGGUAUUAUUAGCAAAGUCAACUCAAGGUACUCGUUCGCUCUACGCUCCUAGUCAUUUUAGAAUGUCAAGAAGCUUAAAAGCUUCCAAAGCUUCUCUGGCAACAUAUAAGAGUGGUAGAACAACAAUACAAGCUGAACAUCAUGAUCGUAAAGUCCAAAGAGAAAUAAAUUCAGUUAAGUUUGGUCGAGCAAAAAAACUAUAUUGGAUUGCAGUUGGAUUUUAUAUAAUGUUCUUACUGGUACUAUUCAUCGGUCUACUUAUCACAUGUUUACGGCAUGUUUACAUGAAUAUAAUCUUGUCAUUAGAUAUUGGUGAAUUAACUGGUCCUUUACUAAUUGCGUGUUCAUUUUUAUUCUUUGGUGCUGGAAUGAAAUUUUACUACGAUGCCUAUCGACUUGGCUCUGAAGAACGUAAACUCAUUAAGUAUAAAGCAGCUAGUCCAUCUACAGUAGCUGUAACCACUGUUGACCAACGAGUGACAGAUGGAGACGAAAAACUUGUCAGUGGACAAACAUCGAAAAAUGCUUUAAGUCGUGCUCCAAUCGGCUCAAGAACAACAUUAAUUAUGCCUUAA